CUCUCAUCCUUUGCAAUGGAGAAGAACCAUGAAUUCUUCUCUACUGCAAAGCUCAACUUCUUCAUUCUUCUUUUCAUCAUGAUGGUCCAUGACCUUAGUCACGGCUCACGAAUCGAUCAAGCAGGUCCACUCAGGGCCUUGCGCCGCGCUAAAAUGAAAGCUCAAGGUGGUACUUAUCCUUCUGAUGAUGAGAAGUUGAGUCCGUCAAGUAAUUCAGGUGGACAACAAUCUUCUUCUGAUGUUGGGAAGAUGGAAGAUGAUCUCAUUAAAGGUGGCCUUCCUGGACAGCCAUCUGGGGUAUUGUUUAAUCAGUAUGCAGGGUACAUUACUGUUGAUAAAUCCAAUGGCAGAAGCCUUUUCUAUUACUUUGCUGAGGCUGCCGAAAAUCCCUCUUCUACCCCUCUAAUUCUUUGGCUAAAUGGAGGACCCGGUUGUUCUUCACUUGGGGUUGGUGCCAUGGUAGAGAAUGGACCUUUUGGAGUUAAACCAGAUGGUAAAACUCUGUAUCUUAGGCAACAUUCAUGGAACAAAGUUGCAAAUGUUUUGUUUCUGGAGUCCCCGGCCGGUGUCGGAUUCUCCUACUCCAAUACCAGUUCCGACUACGCCACAGCAGGGGAUAAAAGGACAGGUGAAGAUACAUAUAUAUUCUUGACAAGUUGGUUCAAAAGAUUUCCGCAGUAUAAGGCUAGGGAUUUAUAUAUCAUGGGUGAAAGCUAUUCAGGCUAUUACAUUCCAGAGCUUUCAGAGUUAAUCAUCAACACAAACAUGGAGGUGGACUCUUCCUUAAAGAUCCAACUCAAGGGCAUCAUGAUAGGAAAUGGAAUAAUGGAUGAUGAAACAGAUGGGAGAGGAAUGUAUGAUUAUAUUUGGAGCCAUGCAUUGAUUUCAGAUGAAACUCAUAGAGGACUUAAAGAGCACUGCAAUAACUUCACCGGCCCCAACUGUGAGGAGUUUGUAGACAAAAUUGGGAAAGAAAUUGGAAAGAUAGAUUUUUACAACAUCUACAGUCCCCUGUGUUUGUCUUCCCCAGACUCAUUACCGACGAAACCGAUACGCUUCAGAGGCUAUGAUCCCUGUGAAGAAAACUAUGCUUAUUUGUAUCUCAAUCUCCCUCAUGUACAACAAGCUUUACAUGCCAACACCACCAAACUGCCCUAUGCUUGGGACUAUUGCAGCAAGGUGCUCACUUCUUGGAAGGAUAGUCCAUCGACUGUGAUCCCUAUAUACAGAAGGCUCAUUUCCUCCGGUUUACGCAUACUUCUUUACAGUGGUGACAUGGAUGCAGUUGUUCCGGUAACAGGCACACGAUAUUCGAUUGAUCUUUUGAACCUUAAAGUGAUCAAACCUUGGCAUCCUUGGUCAGAUGGUACCAGAGAAGUGGCUGGAUACCAAGUGGUUUAUGAUGGACUAACUUUUGCUACAGUUCGAGGUGCUGGUCAUGAAGUUCCGCGAUUUCAGCCUCGCAGAACCUUGGCUCUGUUGAAGAUGUUUUAUAAAAAGAAAGGAUUAAUGUAUUUGAUCAAACAACAUUUCUACAACGCAGCAUCAAUGAAGGUUGCAUUUCUAAUAUCACUUCUUCUUAGCCUCGUGGCUUUCAUACAAUGUUAUGCAGGGAUAGGAUUUGACCCUCUUGAAAAAAUUUUGGAGGCUCAACGGUCAAGAAAAUUCUCAGCCAGCUAUGUCACCAAGGCUAUGGAGACAGAAUAUUCGCCUGUUUAUGUAGGCCGUCAAGGUGGUUUGAAAGAAGUUGACAAGAUCACAACAUUGCCGGGGCAGCCUAAUGGAGUGAAUCUUGUUCAGUACUCUGGCUAUGUCACUGUUGAUCCUAAGGCCGGUAGAGCAUUGUUCUAUUACUUCGUCGAGUCCAAAAACUCUUCUAGUAAGCCUCUUGUGCUGUGGCUAAAUGGAGGACCUGGCUGCUCCUCUUUCGGAAAUGGAGCAAUGAUGGAACUUGGACCAUUUCGAGUCAAUAGUGAUGGCAAAACCCUAUCAGAAAACAAAUAUGCUUGGAACAAUGCUGCAAAUAUCCUAUUCUUGGAAUCUCCAGCAGGUGUUGGAUUUUCUUAUUCGAACACAACAUCAGACUCCGGUACAAAUGGAGAUAAAAAAACUGCAGUGGAUUCUUAUACCUUUCUAGUGAACUGGUUGGAAAGGUUUCCAGAAUACAAAACCCGAGAUUUCUUCAUAUCCGGAGAGAGCUACGCUGGGCAUUUUGUUCCUCAGCUUGCUCAACUAAUCCUUCAAAACAACAAGAUCACAAAGCGGACUGUCAUUAACUUAAAAGGAAUAGCUAUAGGUAAUGCAUAUAUAGACUAUGAAACUUCAUACACAGGAAUGUACGAUUAUUUCUGGUCACACGCUAUCAUUUCCGAUGAAACUCAUGAAGGGAUUGUUUUGAAUUGCAAUUUUUCUUCGGAAACUGACUCAGAUGCAUGUGCAACCUAUAUUGAUCAAGCUAGGCGAGCUCGAGAAAACAUCUUCUUUUAUGACAUCUAUGCCCCCUUUUGUUCUUCAUCUUCAAACGCUCCAUCGCUAUCAGCAUUUGAUCCAUGCUCAGAUACUUAUGUCCACUCUUACCUUAACACUCAUGAGGUGCAAAGAUCACUUCAUGCAAAUGUCACAGGUCUUCCAGGCACAUGGGAAUCUUGCAGCUUGGAUGUAGCUAUUACUUGGAUCGACAAGCCAUUAACAGUCUUACCCACCAUUCAGGAGCUGAUGGGCAGUGGUAUUAGUGUUUGGAUCUAUAGCGGAGACACAGAUGGUAGAGUGCCAGUGACAACAAGUAGGUAUGCCAUAAAGAAGCUCAAAACAUCAGUUGAGACUCCAUGGUAUCCCUGGUACACCCAAGGCGAGGUUGGUGGGUACGCAGUUGGAUACAAAAACCUAACAUUUGUGACCAUAAGAGGAGCUGGACACUUUGUUCCGAGUUACCAACCAGCUCGAGCACUGGCCUUCUUUUCAUCCUUCUUGGAUGGAAAGCUUCCACCAUCUAAUCAGAACUGAAGAAUUAGCUGAGAAUAAAUAAUUAAGACUUGAAAAGGAAUUAGAAUAUAAUGAUACCAGAGAAGUGGCUGGAAACCAAGUAGUUUAUGAUGGAUUAACUUUUGCAACAGUUCGAGGUGCUGGUCAUGAAGUCCCACGAUUUCAGCCUCAUGGAGAGCCUUGGCUCUGUUAAAGAUGUUUGUAGAAUGAAAACAGUAGAUUUUUGUGUUUCUACCACCAUUAAAAUUGGGAAACGAUACCAAUUUGUUCGGUUACUGGCAUCAUUCUUCUACUAAUACAAUUGAAGGUGAAGUGUAUGCAACGAAUCAUUCUAUCACAUAAAAUUACUGAUAUGUAAUAAUCUGUUAUCAGUUUGGAAUUCAUUUCUCUGUUA
Cornus florida is the source of this 3376-nucleotide messenger RNA. RefSeq lists its product as uncharacterized. Gene Ontology annotation, cellular component: vacuole. NCBI's taxonomy places the organism in Eukaryota, Viridiplantae, Streptophyta, Magnoliopsida, Cornales, Cornaceae. The record is from RefSeq and is a predicted model, not a curated record. Gene Ontology annotation, biological process: proteolysis. Gene Ontology annotation, molecular function: serine-type carboxypeptidase activity. The coding region runs from base 16 to 3003 and encodes 995 amino acids. The transcript is spliced from 18 exons.